Candida tropicalis MYA-3404 is the source of this 2184-nucleotide messenger RNA. RefSeq lists its product as uncharacterized. The coding region runs from base 1 to 2184 and encodes 727 amino acids. Lineage: Eukaryota; Fungi; Ascomycota; Pichiomycetes; Serinales; Debaryomycetaceae. Gene Ontology annotation, molecular function: protein binding. Gene Ontology annotation, cellular component: cell division site; nucleus; cell tip. Gene Ontology annotation, biological process: carbon catabolite repression of transcription. The transcript has a single exon. The record is from RefSeq and is a predicted model, not a curated record.
AUGUCAGUAGAUGCGUCGACUUCACAAUUACCCAAUGCAACGCCUUUCUUAAACUCAGUGUGUCCUGGCUUUGCUGGUCUAGAUGAUAAUGUACACUAUCUGUUGAGAACCCUACCUUCCCAAUGUAGAGAGAUCCCGUGGCCAAUUACUACUACAAAUACUAUUCUCAAGUUAGAUCAGUCAUAUUUGAAUAUUGCAAGACCACCAUUGUGCAAGAAUGAGUCGACUACAUAUGUUUCAUUACCUCACCAUGUCACUAGUUUGUUUGAUAAAGUAGUGAAAAACAGUGAAAAGGGUCUGGAAGGGUAUAUGCAUAUUGGAGCCAACAUCAACCCAUUAUUACAUGAUCCAUUCAAGAUUGUGAAUUCCAACCCUGGAUGUAUGACACGGAUCAUCACAUUGACCAAAUCCCGAAACCCGUUUGCUGAUAACAAAACAUUUACAAACCCAGGAGGUAAAUCAACAAAUUAUUUCAAAGAUCUACAAAAGGGGGACUUUAAAAUUUUAAACGAUAAGAAAAUAAUUGGAGCCUCGAGACUAUUAGUAUCAUCACAUGUCAAUAUCUUGAAUGUUUUUGCACUCGAUGAAAAGAGCAAUUUUAUGAAUACUAAAAAGAACAAAUCCAAACUCAAACCCAUAAUAGAAGAGGAAGGACAAGGUAAGACAUAUGAAAGAAUGAUCGAGGAACCAGUGCUCAGAAUUCAGUUUAAGGACGAUGCGAUAAUAAGUGCAAUUUCUACGUUUGUGUUGAAUGACGAACCUAUUGUUAUAUUGGGUUUCCAUUCCGGUGAGAUUAUCAUUAUCAAAUUACUCGAUCAGAAGUUUCAGAUGUUUGAUGCAAUUAAAAAAAGUGAGGAUAAUGUGGAAGUGAACACUGUCACAUCAAUCGAGGCCAUGCGCCAUCCAAAUUAUGAGUAUUUGAUUGUUGCAGGAUAUUCCAACGGUGAAGUCGUAAUUCUUAAUCCAGCGGGUGUGGUUGAAAACUAUGCCAAAGCUACUAUAGAUAAAGAUGAAUCAUGUACGUAUUUCAAAAAGUUCGAUUUGAGUCCGCUUGGCAAGAUUCAUAACUCGUUUCUAGUGGGUCAUAUUAAGGUUAGCCAUAAGCCUAUAACAUCCAUAAGUUCUACUUUACCGAUUAAUAAACCGUUGCAGUCACCUGAAUCCCAGCCAUUGAUUCUUGCACUUGCUUCCGCUGAUGGGUUUGUUAGAUUUAUCGAUUUAAUUUUCACAUAUAACCAAAACUAUGGUAACAAAAAACACGUUAUUAUCACUGAUGUGAUAUCAAACUACUUCAACACAGGCAUCACUGCAAUUCAGUUUUCCCCUGAUUUCAAAUUUAUUUGUGUUGUGGGCAAUGGUGAUUUGAUUGAAGUGUUCAAAAUGAGCUAUUACAAUGUCAAUGGGUUAUUGUACAAAAAUACUGGCCGUCGUUCAAGAAGUGGUACGGUUAACAGUGCAAAUUCUGGAACAGAGCCAAGAAUUAAAGAUUCUAGAAACAACAAGGACUUGUACCCGCCUAUGAUUAAGGAUAUCCAAAUAAUAGGCCGUUUCAAAGGACAUACCAAUGUGGUAAAGUCUAUUAAAUUUGUUAAGGACAAUGCCAACUCCCUGGUUUACAAGUUGAUUAGUUGUGGAUAUGAUGGGAAAACGUUUGUUUGGGACUUUGAUUAUAAAGCACUUCCUAAGGUUAAAAGACACCAUCCAAAACCAUCUGCACCUAGAGAGAGCAGACCGAAAUCUAUUCAUGAUAGGAGACAAAUAUUGGUGAGUCCAAGUCCUUUAUCAAGAAUGAAGCACAAUAGAAACAAGUCGAUUGAUGAAAAUCCAUUUCAUUCACCCUCAUUGACUAAUAUCGCCAACACCUAUAGCAUGAAUAUGAUACUACAGGAUGAGGCUCCCAAAACAGCAUUGUCAACAGAUCAAAUAGAAGUGGCGGUGUCUCUUUACAAGUCACUCUACGAUAUCAGGUUAAAAAGGCAUUACAAGAAGAAGCCGGUAAUCAGACACAACAUCAUUUGUCCAAUUGUUAGUGACAAAUUGGUUCCUUCAAUAGAGAUCCCGUUGGCAACUAUUGAUUUGUCGUGUUUUGUUGGAGAUGGAAAGAUUGAUUCAUUUUAUACAGACGAAUCUACAUUUUGGUGCUUUGCAAAAAGCGGAGAUCUAUUUAGAUAUGUAAUUACUUAA